This is a messenger RNA of Pieris macdunnoughi, 1032 nucleotides long. NCBI's taxonomy places the organism in Eukaryota, Metazoa, Arthropoda, Insecta, Lepidoptera, Pieridae. The record is from the annotation of a GenBank genome assembly.
AUGGUGGUGACACGCAAACGUAAAUAUGACAAUCCCCGCCUCACGAUGAAUAAAGAGCCAAUAAUAUUUACCAACAAAAUAAGGAUCCUGGGCGUAGAAAUAGACGCUGCAUUAACUUUUAAAGGCCACAUUGACAACUUGUACAACGGGAGCAAAACGUCCGUGGGAGUGGGAGCGGCAUGGACUGAGUGGCAAGACGGGACCGAGAUUAAAAAUAAAAAGGUGAGGCUGGCUCCGUACUGUACAGUGUACCAGGCGGAGCUAGCCGCACUGAGGGACGCAGUGACAUAUCUGACCAAGAGAAGGCGGAAUGCGGCUGUGCUCAGCGACUCUCGCUCUUCACUGGAUGCCAUCGCGGGUGGACGCUCUCUCGAUCCCCAAGUUGCCGAGAUUCGCCAGAACCUGGAAGAGUGCCAUGAAAAUGGCAUUAAAAUUGAACUCUUUUGGGUGAAGGCGCACGUUGGCACUACGGGAAACGAGAUGGCAGACGCUCUCGCGGGGGAGGCGGUUAGGGAAACGGGGACGCGAAUAGGGUACGUUGCGUAUCCGCUUUCCUAUUUGCGACGACUGACAAGACUCAAGACUUUAGACACCUGGAACGAGCGCUAUGUGGGGGGCGAAACAGCCUCAGUCACAAAAAUGUUUUUUAAAGAUGCAAAUGCGGCAUACAAACAAAUCAAGACAAGGCGUUUCGCACCUGACAUGGCGCAGAUCCUGACUGGCCACGGGGCUUUUGGACACUAUUUACACAGACUCAAACUGAAGACAAGCCCCGCGUGUGACUGUGACGACAGAACCGACCAAACGGUGGUUCAUUUACUUGUCGACUGUGCGAAUUUUGGAAGGGCCAGGUGCGAUCUGGAACUCGAGACUGGCAUGAGGGUAUCCCGGGAUGGGCUAUCCGACAUGUUGCUUGAGCACAGAUCGCAGCUGGAAAAAUUCUGCGACAAGAUUGUCAGAUAUGUCACUCACAAAAAUAGCACGAGAGAUAACGCGGGUGUCGCCGGGCAGUGGGCCCCGACUCACCUAUAA